AUGGCAAAGGGGGGUCUUCGUCGGUCUUGGAAGGCGAGGGAGGAUCUUCGUCGGUCUUGGAAGGCGACGGCGAGUCUUCUCGCUCGUCGUUCAUUGGUGCAUGUUCCUGACGUUGCAGCGACGGCGGAGGAUGGCCUCCGUCGGUUCGCCUUCGGCGAUGCUUACCACCCCGACACAGUACGUGCCGCCCUCGCCGAGUUCGUCGCCACCGCCAUCUUCGUCUUCGCCGCCGAGGGCUCCGUCCUCUCCCUCGGGAAGAUGUUGACGGACACAACCACCGCCGGGGGUUUGUUCUCGGUGGCAUCGCGGCACGCUUCUCGCCCUCUUUGUUGCCGUCUCCGUCGCCUCAACGUCUCCGGACACAUAAACCCUGCGGUCACUUUCGGCGCUCUCGGCGGCCGAUCCCCUUCGUCGCGUGCGGUCCUCUACUGGUUGGCUCAGCUCCGCGCUAUACUAGCUUCCCUCCUCUUGAGGAUCGCUACGGGAGGCAUGAGGCCGGUUGGAUUCUCGGUCGCAUCCGGAGUUGGCGUCUGGCACGCCGUCCUGCUCGAAGUCGUGCUAACAUUCGGGCUCAUGUACACGGUCUACGCCACGGCGAUCGACCGAAGAGAGGGGCUCGGGACGAUCGCGGCUGCUCGCCCUCGAUUCUCUCCUCGGGCGAAUCGUUUUGGCCGGGGUCCCUUCGAUGGGGGCCUAGCGAUGAAUCCGGCGAGGGCUUUUGGGCCUGCGCUAGUGGGCUGGAGGUGGAGGCACCACUGGGUUUAUUGGGUUGGGCCUUUUGUUGGUGCCGGGCUCGCUGGGCUUGUUUACGAGUUCAUUAUGAUACCGCAGGCUGAGGCUCCGCUUGCUCAUCAGUCCUUGCGUCCUGAAGAUUACUAG
Molecule: messenger RNA, 879 nt
Organism: Asparagus officinalis (garden asparagus)
Lineage: Eukaryota; Viridiplantae; Streptophyta; Magnoliopsida; Asparagales; Asparagaceae
Product: aquaporin TIP3-1-like
Biological process (GO): transmembrane transport; water transport
Cellular component (GO): membrane
Molecular function (GO): water channel activity
Source: RefSeq, a predicted model, not a curated record